Molecule: messenger RNA, 2820 nt
Organism: Nicotiana attenuata
Lineage: Eukaryota; Viridiplantae; Streptophyta; Magnoliopsida; Solanales; Solanaceae
Exons: 11
Coding region: 1-2820 (939 amino acids)
Source: RefSeq, a predicted model, not a curated record
AUGGAUGAUACGAGCGGUAUCAGGAAAGACAACGCUACGCUCGCAGAGAAUGUCGAGACUUCGGAUGAUCGGAGUACUCCGGCACAGAAUGACUUGGUCUUACGGUUGGAACAAAAGACACUGAAGCUACAAGGGGAAGUUGACCAGCCGGAAGUAGAACUACCAGAGGGUUACAAACCUCCUAAGUGCGAAAUGUAUGACGGGACAGGUGAUCCAAAGAUUCAAUCACCGAUUGAGGUUGAAAUAGCCACGCCAACUCCGUUUGAGGUUAAAACAACAACGCCCUCAACUGCAUCAACCCCAUUUGAGGUGGAAGUAACCACACCCUUUACUGUGACGGUAGCACCUAACCUCUCUUUUCACUCCAAAGCUAUACCAUUGGACUAUGCUGUAGAGGAGAGAAGGAAAGGAAAGGGAAAAAUGGAAGAAAUCGGUGCAACACAAGGUAUGACAAGGACUGGUAGGGUUUACGCGCCUGAGCAUUUGGGAAGAACAAGUAAAGAAGCAGCUCCCAAGCAACCUAUCACUGAAAGCGGCCUAGACGAUCUUUGGAGAAAGGUUGGCAAUAUGAUACCGGUUAGCUAUCGGGAGAGACCGCCUUUGCUAGCAUUUGGUUGGGUCGGAUGUCGGCCAUGGAGGCUAUCAGAGUUUCAGUGUCAGGUGGUAUCUCUAUUACCUCCAGCACCUGUUGUUCCCCCAUCAGAGACCGGGGAGCAGGGGAUGAGGGAGGCAGUUCCGUUGCUGACUAGGAUGGUUUCUAUUCAUGAGCGACAGCUAGAGUCGGGAGCAGAUACCCGAAGAGAUCGGAUAGGAAGCUUGACGAGAGUAUUGAGGGUGAUACAUGCCUCCGUCACAGAGGCUGUGGAGUUGGCUUCUUUUCGACUACGUGAUGUAGCCUUCCUAUGGUAUGAGGCAUGGGAGAGAUCUAGAGGACCUGAUGCUCCGCCAGCAGAGUGGGAGGACUUCUCUGAGGCUUUUUUAGCCCAUUAUUUGCCACGGGAGGUUCAGGAGGCCCAUCUUGACCAGUUUCUUUGCCCGAAGCAGGGGGAUAUGAGUGUGAGGGAUUUAGCGAGGGAUAGGGAGCAGAGUAAAAGGGCUCGUACUAUGGGGUCUUAUAGGGAGCCACGGGGUGAUUUUAGGCCCCUACUCCAUCGAUAUCCACCUCGGUCAGCAGGUAGUUUCCCACCACAGAUGCAGGGCCAGCAGUUUGAUCGUUAUAUUCAGUCAGGACCGGGGCAGAGCUCAGGCCAGCCUGAGGGCCGUCGACAGGAGCAUUCCGCACAAAUGAGACAGCCUACUCCUCCAUGUACUCAGUGUGGCAGAGGUGCACCAGCUCAGCCUUCAGGAUCCACAACAGCCUCUUCGCACUCAGUCCGUGCUCCCCGACCAGGUCCACAGUCUACUCAGAACCAUGGUAGGGGGAGAGGUAGAGGAGACACCUCAAGUUCUAGUGGUGGUCAGAACCGCUUUUAUGCACUCACAGGCCGACAAGAUUCAGAGGCAUUCCCAGAUGUUGUCACAGGUAUAGUGACAAUACAUUCUCAUGCCAUUUAUGUAUUGAUAGAUCCCGACUCUACAUUUUCAUAUAUUACUCCAUUUAUUGCUGGUAAGCUUGACAUGAGAUCUGAGUUGUUGCCCCAGUCAGUUGAGGUGUCUACACCAGUUGGCGACUCUAUUGUAGCGAAUCAUGUCUAUCGAGGUUGUACAGUGUUAAUUAAUGACCGUCCAACCUUUGUCGAUUUAGUUGAAUUGGUUAUGCUAGACUUCGAUGUCAUUAUGGGUAUGGGUUGGUUGGCAGCUUGUUACGCUAAUAUUGAUUGUCGUGCAAAGUUGGUCCGAUUUCUUUUUCCUAGUGAGCUUGUCCUUGAAUGGAAAGAUAUGGAGCCAGCGACUCUUCAGUCGGUUCCUAUUGUGAAUGAAUUCCCGACGGUAUUCCUUGACGAGCUUCCAGGAAUUCCCCCCGAAAGGGAAAUCAAUUUUGCAAUAGAUUUGCUUCCUGAUACGCAGACUAUAUCCAUUCCUCCCUACAGAAUGGCUCCUGCAGAGCUAAGGGAAUUUAAGGAACAACUGAAGGACUUGCUCGAUAAAGGCUUUAUUAGGCCAAGUACAUCCCCAUGGGGUGCUCCGGUGCUCUUUGUUCAAAAGAAAGAUGGUUUCUUGCGGAUGUGGUGCCAAAUGCUUUUCGAAGAUCGACUUGCGAUCCGGUUAUCAUCAGCUACGACAGCCUUUAUGCAUCUUAUGAACCGGGUAUUCAAACCAUUCUUGGAUGAAUUUGUGAUUGUGUUCAUUGACGACAUCCUGAUAUAUUCACGAUCGGAAGCCGAGCAUGCGGACCACUUGCGAGCUGUAUUGCAGACUCUCCAGGACUACAGGUUAUAUGAUAAAUUCUCUAAAUGUGAAUUUUGGCUAACUUCUGUAGCUUUUCUUGGUCAUGUUAUUACCGGCGAUGGUAUCAAUGUUGAUGGACAAAAGAUUGAAGCUGUGAUGACUUGGCCGAGGCCCUUGAAUCCGACAGAGGUUCAUAGCUUUUUAGGCUUGGGAGGGUAUUACCGAAGGUUUGUGGAGAGAUUUUCCUCUAUCUCUGCACCAUUGACGAAACUGACACAUAAGGGAGCUAAGUUUCAGUGGACUGAGGCAUGUGAACAAAGUUUUCAGGAGCUAAAGAAAAGGCUUACGACGGCACCUGUCUUGACUCUUCCGGAUGGCACCGAGGGUUAUGUUGUAUAUUGUGUUGCCUCGAGAAUUGGCCUAGGUUGUGUUCUUAUGCAGCAUGGUAAGGUUAUCGUGUACGCCUCCAGACAGUUGCGGAAACAUGAAUAG